CCCUCGCCUCGCCUCGCCUCCCUCGCUCGAGAGCGCCGCCGGCUGCCUAGGGAGGAGAGACCGAGAGAACGUGAGCGCGAGCGGCGGCGGACGGAGAGGCGAGCAGAUCCACCGGCCGUGGACACGGGAUCGCGAUGGGGCGGCGGAUCCUGAACGACGCGCUGCGCACGAUGGUCAACGCGGACCGCCGGGGGAAGGCGACGGCGCUCCUCCAGCCCAUCUCCGGCGUCAUGGUCUCCUUCCUCAACAUCAUGAAGCACCGAGGGUAUAUCAAAAACUUUGAGGUCGUUGAUCCGCAUAGAGUUGGGAAAAUUAAUGUGGAGCUUCAUGGACGUAUCAAAGAUUGCAAAGCUCUUACUUACAGGCAAGACCUCAGAGCUAAGGAAAUAGAACAGUACAGAGUUCGGAUGCUCCCAACACGUCAGUGGGGCUAUGUUGUGAUUACUACUCCAAAUGGUGUUUUGGAUCACGAGGAAGCAAUCAGGCAGAACGUGGGUGGGCAGGUCCUUGGUUAUUUCCAUUGACAAGGAGCACCCUUCUCUAGCCGUGAAUGACAUUACUAGUGUUGUUAUUACUGAACCCAUUCUGUUUGGGUUUUGAGAGCAUGUUUGCUUUCCUUCAUGUCCAACAAGAAAUGCAAUAACAUGUCCGGCUCACGGCACUAGGAAAUGCUAGUUGUUAAACAGGAAGACUGUAAUUUUCAUUUGAACUGAUAUAUCUUGUACAUCUGUUGUGCCUGCUUGAGAUUCUAUGAUCCUGCUAGGAAUGGUAGCUCGUUCCUGUGGAGUCGUCAUGUAUGCCUUUUGGAGAUCAUUCCUUCCUGUAGCCUGUAGGGAGGGUUGAACACGCAUUGGCAGUUGGGUCAGCGUCUGGGCUGUUUGUUCCUGAGCUUGUUUUGCUUCGCCGCACCACCGGCAUCUUUGUUAGAACUGCACUCUUGUGUUUUCAUGAGUGAAAUUGUAAGGACAGUCCCAUUGACAU
Messenger RNA from Setaria italica (foxtail millet), 981 nucleotides. Its product is annotated as 40S ribosomal protein S15a-5. The record is from RefSeq and is a predicted model, not a curated record. Gene Ontology annotation, molecular function: structural constituent of ribosome. The transcript has 3 exons. Gene Ontology annotation, cellular component: ribosome; cytosolic small ribosomal subunit. Lineage: Eukaryota; Viridiplantae; Streptophyta; Magnoliopsida; Poales; Poaceae. Gene Ontology annotation, biological process: translation. The coding region runs from base 135 to 524 and encodes 129 amino acids.